GGACGUCGGCGGCCUACUGCGUCGAUGGGUUGUUCAAAUUCAUUUGUGGCUUGUUUUUCUUGUCUUUUUCUGUUUUGCAGGGUUCGUGAUCGUCGACAGGUGGACAGCGACAGCGACUUCGAAGAGGAAACAACUGUCCUGGAUGAGGUCCAGUUGGAUGUGCCAUUGGAUGAUGUGCCAGAUGUUCCACAGCUGCUAGUCCUCCUUGAUGUCCAGAAUGCUGCUAUCAUCCUUGAGGAUGUGCCAGAUGUGCAGACUAUCCUUGAGGAGGCCACUGUUAUUUGGCAGUUGAUUCUGAUUAGGUUCAGCCCCCAGUACUGUGGGCCUGUUGUGAUCAGGAACAAUGCCGGUCCGGUGGUUAAAGCUUGGAGAACUUUCCAGUUCAUCAGCCCCAUCAUCACCUACAUGCGUGGGGGAUCCCAGCAGGUGGUGGUGAGGAUGCACCACGUGAGUAGGGUGAGAGGCCUGGAGACUCAACUGGUGUGGGCCAUCUCCAAGGAGACAGCCAGGCUUAGUCCAGAGGGCAUCCCCUACUGUGCCACCAAAGUGCAGUCCAUCACUUGGAUCCAGCGUGUGGCUGGCAGGGUGACCCACUAUGCGUCUCACCUCCGCCACGAGACGUCUGUGGACGUGACGCUUGGCUGCUACCAGCAGACUGAUGCCUCAGUGGUGUACGCCACUCUCCACAUGGGGCUGGACGGGCUUCUAUCCUCUUCAGCGUGGUCGGAGGCUGCCUCCUUCUCUACUCCCACCACUCAGCAGUUCACUGACCCAGAGCCUGAGGGCCACAACUGCUAUGAGGGCUGGGAGGAGGACCUGCUGCCUGAGGAGAGGGAGGUUCCUCUGCUAAACCUCUACCUUACCACCAAGAGAGUGGAGGACAUCGCCCUGAGGCUCGUCUCCUUGCGCCAGGCCUUCACUACCCUGCUUGGUUCCACCCUGAGCAGGAACCAUCUGUUUGUGGCGGGAAAGGUCCUCCUGGGCGGCCUUGUUCAGGCCAACCACAUGGACGAGGCCAAAUUCAUCAGUACCUAUAAUGACUUUGGACUACCUGAGUGACCCCUCCAAGCGGAAUGACAUUGAGAGGGAGCUGGCUGAGGCAAAGAUCCAUCAUGUGAACAUGAUAGAUGUCCUCUUUGAGCUGGUGCUGUUUGGGAUGAUGACAGCUCAGAAGUCCCUGAUGGUG
This is a messenger RNA of Oncorhynchus kisutch (coho salmon), 1186 nucleotides long. RefSeq lists its product as uncharacterized. Lineage: Eukaryota; Metazoa; Chordata; Actinopteri; Salmoniformes; Salmonidae. The transcript has 12 exons. The record is from RefSeq and is a predicted model, not a curated record. The coding region runs from base 25 to 1059 and encodes 344 amino acids.